This is a messenger RNA of Cuscuta campestris, 837 nucleotides long. Lineage: Eukaryota; Viridiplantae; Streptophyta; Magnoliopsida; Solanales; Convolvulaceae. The record is from the annotation of a GenBank genome assembly.
AGUUACAAACAUAGAACUUGAACUCUUAUCACCUAUGCCUGUCACGAUUUCACCCAAAAUGAGAUCAGAAAGUGAAAGAAAGCGAUGGAGGAGGAAAAAAGAUCAAGAUUCAACAGGAUUUGCGUUUUCUGCGGGAGCAGUUCUGGGAAGAAACCCAGCUACCAAGAAGCCGCCAUUGAACUUGGCAAACUCCUCGUGGAGAGAAGGAUUGAUUUGGUGUAUGGAGGUGGAAGCGUGGGUCUGAUGGGUCUUGUUUCUCAGGCAGUUCAUGAUGGAGGGCGCCAUGUUCUAGGGGUAAUCCCAAGGUCUCUCAUGCCUAGAGAGAUAACUGGUGGACCAAUUGGAGAAGUGAGAGCUGUCUCUGAUAUGCAUCAAAGAAAAGCCGAGAUGGCCCGGCAAGCCGAUGCCUUUAUUGCCCUCCCUGGUGGUUAUGGCACCCUUGAAGAACUUCUUGAAGUCAUCACAUGGGCUCAGCUUGGAAUCCACAAGAAACCUGUAGGGCUAUUGAAUGUGGAAGGUUUUUAUAACUCAUUGUUAUGUUUCAUUGAUAAAGCCGUCGACGAAGGGUUUAUCUCCCCAAUUGCACGUCGCAUAAUCGUGUCUGCCCCCACAGCCAAACAGUUGGUCCAAGAACUCGAGGAAUACGUGCCACAGUGCGACGAAAUAACGGAGAAGUUGGUGUGGGAAGAUGUUGGAAGGAUAAAUAAUUUCACACCGGUGGUGGAAACCGGCGUUCCGACUGCAUAACGCCCUAAUGUGAUAUGAUCAUGAUGAUGUCUUACCAAGUUUAUUAGCCCUUUAAAUAUGGAUGGGAGUUGACAACUUUUGCAGAUAUAA